AUCGUUUCCGCGACUAUUCGUUCAAGUUCAGUGAUAGAGGAAACUGUGGUCGACCGGUCAGAGAUUGUAUUGCUGCAGCACCGUAAGCUUUAAAAAGUAACAUAAUUUUCUAUUGACGAAAUAGUUGCGUGUAUCAAAAAAAAACUUACAAUUAUUAACUGUGCUUGACUUCGUGUAUGGUGGUUUUUUGUUUGUCAUCAUUAUUAAAAUUUCUGCAAUAACGAAAAUGACUCUCAAAGUUCCUGAUCCAGAAGAAAGCCAAGGAACGCUGCAACGCGGAAAAAAAUUACCACAGUACAUUGCUGCACUUUCAGUAUGUCUUGGAUCAGUAGCUGCCGGUGGCAUGAUGGGAUGGACGUCUAACAUUGAACAAGAACUCACAAGUGGUGAACUAAAUGGAGUACAGUUAACAGAUUUAGGAUGGGUUGGUUCAUUAGCAACCCUUGGUGCAUUAUUUUCUUGCUUUUUUAUUGGAAAAAUGUGCGAUUUUCUCGGGAGGAAGGUAGCCAUGUUGUCUUUAGUGAUUCCGUUUACCUUGGGUUGGCUCCUUAUAAUAUUCGCACAAAAUGUGGCGAUGUUAUUGGUUGGAAGAUUUGUGACUGGCUUUGCUGGUGGUGCAUUUUGUGUGUCAGCCCCUCUUUAUACAAGCGAAAUAGCAGAAGUUGAGAUCAGGGGAACCCUUGGGAGCUACUUCCAGCUUUUAUUGACCGUUGGUAUUCUCCUGGCGUACAUUCUCGGUUCAUUUUUACAUCCAAUACCGUACUCUAUUGUUUUGGCCAUUAUACCCCUUGUGUUUGGCAUAGUAUUUUUCACACAACCGGAAACUCCAGUGUACAGAAUGAAGCAGGGGAAGGAAGAAGAAGCUCGUCAAAGCCUGCUUCGACUCAGAGGUCCUCAAUACGAUGUUGAUGCUGAAAUAAAAGAAAUAAAGCGUAUGCUCGAAGAAGACGAGAAACGCAAGGUUCCAUUUUUCCAAUCGUUCCGUAAAAGGGAGACCGUUGUUGCAACUGUCAUAUCGUUUGGGUUGAUGUUCUUCCAACAGGCGAGCGGCGUUAAUGCCGUUAUCUUUUACACUUCCAACAUAUUUAAUGCUGCUAAUGUACAGUUGGAUAGCAAAAUAGCAACAAUUAUAGUGGGAGUAAUGCAAGUAGUUGCUACAUUCAUAUCAUCCCUUGUGGUUGAUAAAUUGGGAAGACGUCUUCUGCUAAUAGGUUCGAUUGGAUUAAUGAGCAUCUCUAUUCUUCUUUUAGCUGUUUACUACUCUCUAAAUGACAGACUUGAGGAUAAUAGUAUUGCACGAUCCAUAAAUUUUAUUCCAGUCAUAUGUCUGUGUGUCUUUAUUGUUGCCUUCUCUUUCGGUUUUGGUCCAAUUCCAUGGAUGAUCUCGGCAGAAGUGUAUCCAGAAGAAGUAAAGAGUACCUUGAGUUCAGCAGCUGGUGUCUUCAACUGGUUUAUUGCAUUUUUAAUUACCAGAUUCUACCCUGACAUGCAGGCUUCUGUUUUGGGAGGAGAUGGAACGUUUUAUGUCUUUGGCGGUGUUUGUGUUGCUGGAGCAAUAUUCUGUUUAACGUACGUACCUGAGACUAAAGGAAAAUCACUAGAGCAAAUUCAAGCCGAAUUAAGAGGAGAGAAAUUUUCCGCCAAUACCGACAAAUCAGGGAUUGAUAAUCCCAGUUUUUCUUAAAAGAUAUGUGAAAUUUUCGAUGUAAUAUUUUCCUAUCGGUAUAGCCCUAUUUAUUAUUACACUUUCUUAAGAUAAGAAAGUGAAUUGCUGUGUAGGGACCAUUAAAAUGGUGCUUUGUAAGAUAAUUGAUGUGUAUGUGUAAAUUGUUUUUUAUUUAAUGAUAUCCAAAAAUAUGUUUUCGUCUAUUUUAUAUAAUAGGACAUAAAAAUUGAAACGCAAAAGGCUGAUCAUUUAAACUGAUAAAUAAAAACAAUGCUCCAAUUAGUGUUAUUCGAUCUGAAAUUUGUAAUUUGAAUCAAAUAUUUUUGAAAUUUCAAAAAUUCGAGUUAUUCGAAAAUUUUCCAAAUACUUCCAAUCUUUAAUUAUAAAAUAAAUGUAUUAAUUGUGCUUAUACGACAACGAAUUGUACCUACUGUAAUUUUAUAAUAAGUAUUUGUGUAAUCAGUUACCAGAAAUGUUUGGUUCGAUCUAUCCUAUGCAAGGAAACUGAUUAAAGCUUAUAAGCUAA
This is a messenger RNA of Agrilus planipennis (emerald ash borer), 2192 nucleotides long. RefSeq names its product facilitated trehalose transporter Tret1. Gene Ontology annotation, cellular component: membrane. The record is from RefSeq and is a predicted model, not a curated record. NCBI's taxonomy places the organism in Eukaryota, Metazoa, Arthropoda, Insecta, Coleoptera, Buprestidae. Gene Ontology annotation, molecular function: sugar transmembrane transporter activity. The transcript has 3 exons. Gene Ontology annotation, biological process: carbohydrate transport; transmembrane transport. The coding region runs from base 227 to 1684 and encodes 485 amino acids.